UAUGUUCUGGUUUUCUUUUCUGUGACAUGUCAAGAUAAUAUUUAAAAAUAACAAAACUGAAAAAUUUAAAUGUAAUCAAAAGGAUAUGUUUAUUCAUACAAAAAAUAGUAAAAUAACAAAAUGUUUCGUUCUUUGUAUAAGCGUAUUCUUUCUGUCAGCACUUCCUUUGCAGUGCCAAGAGCUAGAUACCAGAAUUUCGUGAUGUCAGAAGCACUGACUCAAAUAGAAAGGGAAUGUGAACGUUUCUGUCCAGUGCCGAGAUUUCCACCACGGAAGGUGACUGUGAUAGGUGCUGGUAGUGCUGUAGGGCGUAUUGCAUCACUGUUCCUCAAGCAACAGAACAUAAUUCGCACUCUAGCUUUGUACGACGACGUACCGCAAAGGAAGGUUCUUGGUGUUGCUAAUGACAUUGCCCAUAUCGACACCAGCACCGCCGUGGAGGCGUAUCAGGGGAAAAUGUUCUUGAGACCGGCUCUUGAUAACACAGACGUGGUGUUGAUCUGUGGCGGAUGUUACGUGACGCCGCCGUGCUGCAACACCUUGGGUCGAGAGCUGUUCUUCAACAAUAUGCAGCUGGUGCGCACCACCGCGCUCGCAGUUGCGCAGUUCUGCCCGCACGCAAUCGUCGCCAUACAGACUCCGCCGGUCGACUGCAACUUUGCUUUGGUCGAACAUACAUUGAAAGCGGCGCAUGUUUAUGACAAACGACGGGUGCUGGGUGUGAACUCCAUCAAUACGAUGCGUGCCAACCAACUGUUCAGCGCUAUCACUGGCAGCGAUCCUGGCACCUCCACUAUGCCGGUAGUCUGUGGCACUGGCCGAUGCACUAGGGUUCCUGUUUUCUCCGCUGUUAAAGCUGGCAACUUUCCACAAUCCCAAGUUGAUUGCCUAACUCGUCUGGUCCGCGAAGCUGACGAUAUAAUUUGCAAAGUAAAGAACAACAACGAACAAGGCCAUCUCUCUAUUGGAUUCUCCACGGCUAGAUUUGUGCUUAACAUUAUGAAAGGUCUGUUCGAAAAGCCGACAUUUAUCGACAGUGCCCUGGUGGAACAAGAGGACCCUGAGAAAUGUUACAACAUGCAGUAUUGUGCAACUCCAGUCACGGUUGGCAAAGGUGGUAUAGUCGAGUACGCUGUGCCUAUACUUAACGAGUCAGAAACUAAGCUGCUGGAAGAAAGCAAAUGUGACUUAGAAGAUAUGUUGAACCUAGGCCGCUGCUACGCAGUCGGCGACGAGUACUAUUUGCAUCCAUGCAAAUGUUUCUCGUACUGCGUACCGCCGGAAUGCGAGAAGUGCAUAGAUUGCAGUUAUGAUUCCAGCACGUUAGACAGAAAGAAAAAUUAGUAAUGUAUAUUUUAUAUGAAU
Messenger RNA from Galleria mellonella (greater wax moth), 1365 nucleotides. Its product is annotated as malate dehydrogenase-like. Gene Ontology annotation, molecular function: L-malate dehydrogenase (NAD+) activity. Gene Ontology annotation, biological process: tricarboxylic acid cycle. The record is from RefSeq and is a predicted model, not a curated record. Gene Ontology annotation, cellular component: mitochondrion; cytoplasm. Bases 121 to 1344 code for a protein of 407 amino acids. NCBI's taxonomy places the organism in Eukaryota, Metazoa, Arthropoda, Insecta, Lepidoptera, Pyralidae. The transcript has 7 exons.